ACGUGAACAGCGUCAUCCAAUCAGCUGGUAAAUUUUAUAAACCCGCCGCUUGACUGAGUCUUUCCGUUGUUCCUUGUUGUUCGGCUAUUUUUAUAUAUUGUAUUUAUAUUUGGGUUACAAAAAAAUGUGACAUAUUUAAUUAUUUUUGAAAGUGUUUGUUUUAUCCUUGUGUAUUUAGUGGUUUAUUGUCUGUCCGUGAAGUUUUCCAAAAAAAUAAUGUCGCCAUUUUGACCAAAUGAUAAAAUAAUUGGAGUUGAGUAUAUUAUUUAGUUUGAUCGUCAAAAGAUUGCAAUCUUCAUUUCUCAAUAGUAAUCUAAAUGGAUGUAAUUAGCAGCGACUGCAGAGAAAAUGUCCCAGAAAAAUAGUACCGUAAAUUUUGUAAUUCAUGACGCCAAUGGACAGCCUCAGAUGGUUAAAGUAGUUCAAAAUACUGGUAAUCAACCUAUUGCUCAAAUAAAAUUAAAAGGAAACCCUGUGAAACUGAUUAAAGUACCAACAACAUCAAAAGGGAAUGCACAGGCAGUUUAUCGGACAAUCAAGCUAAGUGAUCUUAAAUGUUCUUCAAAACUGGUCCAGGUGCCCACUAAUACUUUGUCACAAUUUUCAAAAAUAACACCCAAGAAGGAAUUGAUUGAAAUUGAAAUUUCAGGAGAAACUGAACAAGACGUAAAACCAAAUCUAUCGGAAUUAAAGUAUAUUCACACAGUACCAGACUUUGUCUCAAUUCCGAAAUCACAGACUGUAACUGCAGACACUGGUGCCACAUAUAGGAGGGAUAUAAGUAAUAUUCUUACUAAUAUGUCGACCAGACGGAGACAUGAUUCUGAUAACGAACCACCUGCAGAGUACACAACAAAGAGGAGGAAGCAUGCUGACAAAGUUGGGAAAGGUUUGAGGCACUUCUCUAUGAAAGUAUGUGAAAAAGUUAGAACCAAGGGUUUUACUUCAUACAACGAGGUUGCAGAUGAAUUGGUGCUGGAAUUUGCAGCUGGAAUGCAUGGCUCGUCCGACAGUCAGCAAUAUGACCAAAAAAACAUCAGGCGAAGAGUUUAUGACGCACUUAAUGUACUAAUGGCAAUGAACAUAAUUUCUAAGGAGAAAAAAGAGAUUCGAUGGCUUGGUCUGCCAACCAAUUCUGUACAGGAAUGUACUUCAUUGGAAAAAGAAAAACAGGAUAAACUAGAACAGAUACAGAAGAAAACACAACAGUUACAAGAACUUAUCUUGCAGCAUAUAUCAUUUAAAAGUUUAAUUCAAAGAAAUAAGGAUGCUGAGAACAAAGGUGUUAAACCAUCUCCUUCCUCAGCAAUACAUCUCCCAUUUAUUGUAGUUAAUACAAGUGACAAAGCUUUGAUUGACUGUAGUAUUUCUAAUGAUAAGACAGAAUAUAUGUUCAACUUUAAUAAGAAAUUUCAAAUCUAUGACGACAUAGACAUUUUGAAGCGAAUGGGCCUACUGUUUGGUUUAGAUAAGGGAGAAUGCUCGGAAGAAGAUAUUGAGAGAGCAAAAACUAUGGUACCCAAAUCGUUGGAGCAUUAUGUUGAGCAAAUGGGUAGAGGAGUAGUCACUAAAUUAUCAACAAUGCUCGAAGAAGAUCUCGAAGAUAUGGACGAGGAAGAUACAAUGGAAGGUGAGGCGGAGGGUGAAGCGGACGGGGAGGGGGAGGAGGCUGACGACCCCGACGGCAACGACUACAGCGACGACAGCAGCGAUGUCGACGUGUAGUGACUCUUUCACGUGUAUAUUUACUUAGAUGUUAAUUUUAACAAUAUGAGCUAAGCCUAUGCAAUAUGUUACUCGAGGAAGUGUGCAGUCUCUAAUUCGGAAAUACAACGACUUUCAGUACAAAAUUUCUAAUGUGUAGUUUUUUUCAUUAGUAGCUUAUAGUUAGCUACUCCAUUCGAGCAAAUGAAUAGCAGCAAGUGUUUUUGUGUUAUCUGUUUCUAUAAGAAGACAGACUCAGUCUGUAGUAAUUUGCAGUUUCUUAUUGACGCCCCGUUUCUGUUAUUUUAGUCUUAAGUUGGGAACGACAUCUAACUGUCAAAAAUCAUAAGACAUUUUACAUCAGUGCAUAGUUGUUAAAAUUUUAUUCCGAUCACAGUGUAUAAAAAUAAUAUCACGCGAUAAAUCGGUCUUCGGAACUUUUGGUCAUACUCUUGCCGUCAGCAUCAUAGAUUUAUUAUAUAACUAGUUGUUGCCCGCAGCUUCUCUCGCUGUUACCUCGGGUCUUUAACAAAUCCAAUAAUCGAGUAGGUAUUUAUCUAAUCAAAAUCGGCCCAGCGGUUUAUCCGUGAUUGCGUGACAUGUAUAACAUUUGUAUGGAUGGUUUACAUGGGAUCUAAUUAUUUAUCAUUAAUAAUUAUUAUGAAAAAAGGUACUUACAUAUAUGAAAGCUAAUUAUUGUCAUAAGACGGUUGAUUUGGUCGUUAUAUCAUCGGUAAACAGAUUGGAUAGUCUGCUGGACAGUUCAUAUUACAUAAGUUUAGUGCAUAAUAAUAUUGUUGCAAGGUGGUACUAUAUUCACACGUAAAAUGAGCAACUGCACACACUUGUCCUCGUCUUAUUAUUAUAUUCAGUGCCCUAUAGAAUUAAAUUGAAAUCAUUGAAAA
Plodia interpunctella (Indianmeal moth) is the source of this 2609-nucleotide messenger RNA. It is a transcript of the gene Dp, whose product is annotated as DP transcription factor. The transcript is spliced from 11 exons. Gene Ontology annotation, biological process: regulation of transcription by RNA polymerase II; regulation of cell cycle. The coding region runs from base 349 to 1725 and encodes 458 amino acids. NCBI's taxonomy places the organism in Eukaryota, Metazoa, Arthropoda, Insecta, Lepidoptera, Pyralidae. The record is from RefSeq and is a predicted model, not a curated record. Gene Ontology annotation, cellular component: transcription regulator complex; nucleus. Gene Ontology annotation, molecular function: DNA-binding transcription factor activity, RNA polymerase II-specific; RNA polymerase II transcription regulatory region sequence-specific DNA binding.